AUGAUGAAGGAAGUGUGUGAAGAAACUGUCUCAGAGAAGGUUGAAUCUGAAGAAGGAUUAAAACUUUCUAACAGUGUUAAUAUCGAUUUGAAUGAGAACGAUAUAGCAAGCAAAGUUGAAGAUGGAGAAAAGGAACAAGAGGUUUAUGUGUCAGGAAAAGGUUUAAGGGAUGAUGUUACAAGUUCACAAGAUGCAACAUCUGAGGAUAUAAAAGAGACAACAAUUGGUGAACAUGUUACCACAGUUGCCUAUGUAAAGAGAGGGGCUCUGACAUUGGCGGUGCUUAGAUAG
Lactuca virosa is the source of this 291-nucleotide messenger RNA. The record is from the annotation of a GenBank genome assembly. Lineage: Eukaryota; Viridiplantae; Streptophyta; Magnoliopsida; Asterales; Asteraceae.